Molecule: messenger RNA, 2499 nt
Organism: Entelurus aequoreus (snake pipefish)
Lineage: Eukaryota; Metazoa; Chordata; Actinopteri; Syngnathiformes; Syngnathidae
Product: serine/threonine-protein kinase OSR1-like
Exons: 15
Coding region: 563-1987 (474 amino acids)
Biological process (GO): protein phosphorylation
Molecular function (GO): protein serine/threonine kinase activity; ATP binding
Source: RefSeq, a predicted model, not a curated record
GGGCGGCAUCCAUUCUCUGUGCACAGGCACGGCUUGUGGGUCGUUUAAACGCUCGGUACAAUGUUGUGUGAACAUGUUUCGACGCAAAGAACACCGCGUUAGACGCCUUGUCGUCCGCAGUGCGGCGCCAGUGUGUCGGUAGUUUGUACUCGGGUUAACGAGGAAUGCUAGCAAAGUUGACAGGAAGCCCCCCACCCCCUCAAAUGCCCAAAAGCAACAUGGCCGCCGAGGAAGUGCACACUCGCUGAGGCGGUAGGCGGGGCCAAAUGCCCACAAGCAACAUGGCCGCCGAGCAUGCGCACACUCGCUGAGGUGGAAGGCGGGAGGCGGGGCCAAAUGCCCACAAGCAACAUGGCCGCCGAGCGAGCCCACAUUCGCUGAGGGAGGAAUGCGGUAGGCGGGGCCGGCCAGGCUUGUGUCAAACUUUGGGAAUGACAGGAGUGCUGCAGGAGUCGCAAAGAAGGGAAAGUGUCGCCCUUGUUCCUGAUAUUUGGACUACUUGGACUUGUUUGAACGCACACCACUCUUGUUCCUCGACACGCUGGCAACAAAUACCUCAGCAAUGUCGGAGGACCUGACUUGCCAACCUUGGUCCAUCAAGAAAGAUGAUUAUGAGCUACAACAGGUGAUUGGGAGCGGGGCCACCGCUGUGGUUCAAGCCGCCUACUGUGUGCCACGCAAGGAGAAGGUGGCCAUCAAACGCAUCAACCUCGAGAAGUGCCAGACCAACAUGGACGAACUUUUGAAAGAAAUCCAGGCCAUGAGCCAGUGCCACCAUCCCAACAUCGUGUCCUACUACACCUCCUUUGUGGUGAAGGACGAGCUGUGGCUGGUCAUGAAGCUGCUGAGUGGAGGCUCGGUGCUGGACGUGAUCAAGCAUAUCAUCUCACGAGGCGAGCACAAGACGGGCGUCCUGGACCAGGCCAGCAUAGCCACCGUCUUGAAGGAUGUGCUGGAUGGCCUAGAGUACCUGCACAAGAACGGACAGAUACACAGAGAUCUGAAGGCUGGAAACAUCCUUCUUGGUGAUGAUGGAUCCGUGCAAAUCGCAGACUUUGGCGUCAGUGCCUUCCUAGCCACAGGUGGCGACAUGACUCGAAAUAAAGUGCGCAAGACGUUUGUGGGAACGCCGUGUUGGAUGGCGCCGGAGGUCAUGGAGCAGGUCAAAGGUUACGAUUUCAAAGCCGACAUUUGGAGCUUCGGGAUCACGGCCAUCGAGCUGGCCAUUGGGGCGGCGCCGUACCACAAGUACCCUCCAAUGAAGGUGUUGAUGCUGACGCUGCAGAACGACCCCCCCGGCCUGGAGACCGGCGUCACCGACAAGGAGAUGGUGAAGAAAUAUGGCAAGUCCUUCAGGAAGAUGAUCUCCAUGUGUCUGCAGAAGGAUCCGGAGAAGAGGCCGACGUCCUCCGAGUUGUUGAAGCAUAAGUUCUUCACGAAAGCAAAGACUCAUGACUACCUUCUGGAGAAGCUUCUCCAUCGGGCUCCCACGAUAACGGAGCGCUCCAAAAGGGUGCGGCGCGUGCCGGGCUCCAGCGGGCGUCUGCACAAGACGGAGGACGGCGAGUGGGAGUGGAGCGACGACGAGCUGGACGAGGAGAGCGAGGAAGGCAAAGCGGCGGUGGCCGCCCUGAGGUCUCCGAGGGUGAAGGAGGCCCCACAGAACUCAGAGUUUUUCCAGACCACGGACACUUUAAGCGUCCCGCUUCCUCCCGCUCCCGCUGUCGGCCGAGCAGAACUACCUCAGACUGCAGGAAGCACCUUCCCGCUGCAGCCCGCGCCCGUCGGCCAUCAGUGCUCGCCACACACGCCGUUGCACACGACAGACGGACCCACGACCACGACUGUCGCUCCUACACAGCUUCCUGUCUCCACCAGCAACCAGACGCUUCCCAUUAGUUUGGUUUUACGGUUAAGAAAUUUAAAGAAAGAACUCAACGACAUUCGCUUUGAGUUCAUGCCGGGCAGAGGUAAGCGGAAGGAAUGAUGUUUACAAUACUUCAAAGUGUGGCCCUAGGGCCAUUUGCGGCCCACUGCUUAUUUCUUAAUAGCCCACGGCACAUUCUGAAAAUACUGUUAAAAAAAAAAAAACAUUAAAAAGUGGAAUAAAAGAGCAAACAGGUGAAAUGUAACAAGAAAAAGUUGCAAUGUUGACUCUAAUAACACAAAAGUGACAUGUAGGCUGUUUUUUUAUACUGUCAUUGUUCAAAAAAUUAUAAUAAAUCAAAAUCAAUGUUGUGAAUUAUUGACAUAUUCUAGGCUCCAAUUACCACUUUUAAAUAUUUUGGGGGAACAAAUUGCAUAGUUUGUGUUUGCCAUGAAAAAAGUUUUCUUAAUAAUAAAAAAAAAAGGGCCAAAAAAAUAAAACACAAAAAUAAAAAAAAUCAUGUAAAAAUAAUAAAAAGGUAUAAUCGACAGAUAGAUCUGAAGUUGAUCUGCAGAUUUAAGCAUUGAGAGUGAAAAAAAUAAAUAAUGUAUGGCUUAUUUUUAACGCUUUUA